GAGCCGCGGCGGCGCGGUGUCGGUGCAGCCGGGUGACGAGGAAACGCUGUGGGCAGACCGAAAGGUAUAGAUAUAGUUCACUCCGACGCGGGAAGGACGUCUUGUCCGCCCGGCAGCUGUCUGAACAGACGGCGUUCUAUCCUUUCCCGCGUUCCUCUCGCCUCCCACCUGCUGCAGCUCGCCCUUCCACUCUCUCGCUUGCCCUCUUUGGCGCUGCCCGCCCUCACCCCGCCCCUGCCGACACCCUCUGCUGUAUACAUCCCCUUCGACCUGUGGCCGCCAUGUCCAGCGACGUCGCUGUCGCCACACCUGCGAAGAAGGGCAAGGGGCGCAACUUCUGGCUAUCCUUCACUGCCGUCGUCGUCUGUAACUUCCUAAGCGCCCUCGACCUCGCGGGCGUUUCUACCGCUCUCCCCACCAUCACCGACGAGCUCAAUGGCGGAGACAAGUUCGUCUGGGUCGGCGCAGCGUACGGUCUCGCUGCUGCAGCCGUCAUUCCAUGCACUGGUCGUCUUGCCGACAUCCUGGGACGAAAACCGGUCCUGCUCACCUGCGUGUUCUUCUUCUUCCUCGGUAGUGCAUUGGCGGGGUCAGCGCAGAACAUGAACUGGCUCAUUGGUGCAAGAGCCGUGCAGGGUAUCGGAGGCGGCGGUAUCAUCAAUCUUGCGCUCAUUGUCGUCUCCGACCUUGUGCCUCUCGCCGAACGCGGGAUAUACCAAGGUUUCCUGAUCAUGACAUGGGCACUCGCCGCGGCAAUCGGUCCCAUCAUCGGCGGUUCUCUGGCGGAGAAGGCGUCAUGGCGAUGGCUAUUCUACCUGAAUCUUCCACUAGCCGGCAUCGCAUUCUUCUUGGUCGCGCUGUUCCUCCGCGUUCGUACGCCUACUGGCAGUCUACGCCACAAACUUGCUCGCAUUGACUGGCUGGGCAAUGCUUUGAUUAUCGCGGGCACGACCCUCGUACUCAUUGCCGUGACCUGGGGUGGCAUUCGCUUCCCGUGGGACUCUGCGCACGUCCUUGGUCCACUCAUCACUGGCGCGGUAUUGCUUCUCAUCUUCCUUGUAUAUGAGCGGACGGUGCCCUCCGAGCCCACGUUCCCACUCGACGUUCUCGCUAACCGGACAAGUCUUGCUGGCUACGUAGCAACCUUCUUCCACGGAAUUGUCAGCAUAUCUAUCAUAUACUACCUCCCGGUGUACUUCCAAGCAUGCAAGAUCGAUUCGCCCAUACGCUCGAGCGUGCACGCGCUCGCCACCACACUUAUCGCCUCGCCCUUCUCGAUCAUCUGCGGUGUACUCGUGAAAGGCUCGAACAAAUACCGUCCAGCGAACUACAUCGGCUGGGCGCUCACCCUCAUCGGUGUUGGCCUCCUUACGAUGCUGAAGGCGGAUGCGUCGACAGGCCAGUGGGUCGGCUUCCAGAUCCUCGCUGCGGCUGGGUUCGGUAUGAUCUGGGCAAGUACAGUGUUCCCUAUUCUUGCGCCAGUCCCUGUCACCCGAGUCGCGCCAGCACUCGCCUGCUACAACUUCUGCAGGACGUUCGCCCAGACGUGGGGCAUCGCCAUCUCCGCCACGAUCCUCCAAAACGAGCUCAAGAACCGGCUGCCGCCCGCCUUCGUCGCGCAGUUCCCCGAGGGCAUUGAGAUCGCGUACGCCGCGAUCCCGCUCAUCCCCACGCUCGAGCCUGGUCUGCGCGCGGAAGUGCAGGCCGCGUUCGCCGCGAGCAUGUCUAAGGUGUGGUUCGCGACGCUCGGGUUCGCCGCCGCGGGCGCUGCGACGGUGUUCCUCCUCAGCGAGGUCCCGAUGCAGAAGUACACGGACGACGCGUACGCGCUCGAGGAGAAGCCGGGGAGGCGCGGGGAGGUCGAGAUGGGCCUUGGGAAGGGCGUGGACCGCGACUCGGAGGAGCGCGUCGCGAUGAAGGGCGUGGACUCGGUAGGCCCGACGGAGGAUAUAUAAUGGGGUGACCUGAGGUCAAGGUGUCUUAUCUUUUUCUGUGUAUAUCAUAUCUCGAAGCGUUGCAAUUUCCUCACCAGUAGUACUAGCCAUAUAGCAUCAAAACUGUCGAAUUGAAGCUCGUCUCGUCGUUC
Molecule: messenger RNA, 2086 nt
Organism: Trametes versicolor FP-101664 SS1
Lineage: Eukaryota; Fungi; Basidiomycota; Agaricomycetes; Polyporales; Polyporaceae
Product: Mfs1.1
Exons: 9
Coding region: 282-1955 (557 amino acids)
Biological process (GO): transmembrane transport
Cellular component (GO): membrane
Molecular function (GO): transmembrane transporter activity
Source: RefSeq, a predicted model, not a curated record